UGACAGUGAACGCACCAUCACAAUCCCGAUUCUCCAUCUUCCUCAAACCAGGCAAGGGACCAACCUGCGUCUGUCACCCACCGUAACAUUUUCCCGCUGACAUACACUCCACCAGACUUUAAAGGACCACAGUCAUGACGGACUCCAAAUAUUUCACAACAAACAAAAAAGGGGAGAUCUUUGAGCUGAAGGCAGAGCUGAACAAUGAGAAGAAGGAGAAGAGAAAAGAGGCAGUCAAGAAGGUCAUCGCUGCCAUGACCGUUGGCAAGGAUGUCAGUUCUUUAUUCCCAGAUGUGGUGAACUGCAUGCAGACCGACAACCUGGAGCUGAAGAAGUUGGUCUACCUUUACUUGAUGAACUACGCCAAGAGCCAGCCCGACAUGGCCAUCAUGGCUGUCAACAGCUUCGUCAAGGACUGUGAGGACCCCAACCCUCUGAUCCGAGCUCUGGCCGUCCGCACCAUGGGCUGUAUCCGGGUGGACAAGAUCACCGAGUACCUGUGCGAGCCGCUGAGGAAGUGCCUGAAGGAUGAGGACCCGUACGUGAGGAAGACGGCGGCUGUUUGCGUGGCUAAACUUCAUGACAUCAAUGCACAGAUGGUGGAGGACCAAGGCUUCCUGGACUCCCUGAGAGACCUCAUUGCUGACUCCAAUCCCAUGGUUGUGGCCAACGCAGUCGCUGCCCUGUCUGAGAUCAGCGAGUCUCACCCCAACAGCAACCUACUGGACCUCAAUCCCCAGAACAUCAACAAGCUGCUGACGGCGCUCAACGAGUGCACAGAGUGGGGACAGAUCUUCAUCCUGGACUGUUUGUCCAACUACAACCCCAAGGAUGAGCGCGAGGCCCAAAGCAUCUGUGAGCGUGUCACUCCCCGGCUGUCUCACGCCAACUCAGCAGUGGUGCUGUCAGCUGUCAAGGUUCUGAUGAAGUUCUUGGAGCUGCUGCCAAAGGACUCCGACUACUACAACACCUUGCUGAAGAAGUUAUCCCCACCGCUGGUCACCUUGCUCUCUGGAGAGCCUGAGGUCCAAUACGUGGCUCUGAGGAACAUUAACCUCAUUGUCCAGAAAAGGCCUGAGAUCCUGAAGCAGGAGAUCAAGGUUUUCUUUGUCAAGUACAAUGACCCUAUCUAUGUGAAACUGGAGAAACUGGACAUCAUGAUCCGCUUGGCCUCCCAGGCCAACAUUGCCCAGGUACUGGCCGAACUGAAGGAAUACGCCACAGAGGUGGAUGUUGACUUUGUGCGCAAGGCUGUACGAGCCAUAGGACGCUGUGCCAUCAAAGUGGAGCAAUCAGCUGAGCGCUGCGUCAGCACCCUGCUGGACCUGAUCCAGACCAAAGUCAACUACGUGGUUCAGGAGGCUAUUGUGGUCAUCAGGGACAUCUUCCGCAAGUACCCCAACAAGUAUGAAAGCAUCAUCGCCACACUGUGUGAGAACCUGGACUCUCUGGAUGAGCCCGACGCUCGUGCUGCCAUGAUCUGGAUUGUUGGCGAGUACGCCGAGAGGAUCGACAACGCUGACGAGUUGCUGGAGAGCUUCCUCGAGGGUUUCCAUGACGAGAGCACCCAGGUCCAGCUCACUCUGCUGACUGCCAUUGUCAAGCUGUUCCUUAAGAAACCAUCAGAGACUCAGGAGUUGGUGCAGCAGGUCCUCAGCUUGGCCACCCAGGACUCUGAUAACCCCGACCUGCGUGACCGAGGCUACAUUUAUUGGCGCCUGCUGUCCACUGACCCUGUGACGGCCAAGGAGGUGGUGUUGUCAGAGAAGCCCCUGAUCUCAGAGGAAACAGACCUGAUCGAACCCACCCUACUGGACGAGCUCAUCUGCCACAUUGGCUCCCUGGCUUCUGUCUAUCACAAACCCCCCAGCGCGUUCGUCGAGGGCAGCCAUGGAAUCCACCGGAAACACCUUCCUGUGCAGCACAGCAGCAUUGACACAGGUGAGAGCCCAGUGAGCGGCGGGCCAGCAGCUGCCAUGGACCAGCCACAUGUGAUCCCCAGCCAGGGUGACUUGCUGGGUGACCUGCUGAACCUGGACCUGGGCCCUCCAGUCAAUGUGCCCCAGGUCUCCUCCAUGCAGAUGGGUGCGGUGGAUCUUCUGGGAGGAGGCCUGGACAGUUUGCUGGGGGGAGACCUGGGCGGAGGUGUUGGGGGAAGUCCAGCAGUGGGACAGAACUUCAUCCCUUCAUCUGUCCCCAGUACUUUUGCUCCGUCACCCACACCAGCUCCUCAGGCUGUCAGCAGUGGCCUUAACGACUUGUUUGAGCUUUCCACCGGCAUGGCCAUCACCACUGGAGGCUUCGUAUCCCCUAAAGCAGUGUGGCUGCCGGCAGUGAAAGCCAAAGGACUGGAGAUCUCUGGAACCUUCUCUCGCCGCCAGGGUCACAUGUACAUGGACAUGACCUUCACCAACAAGGCCCUGCAACACAUGACCGACUUCGCUGUCCAGUUUAACAAGAACAGUUUCGGGGUGAUCCCUACCAGUCCUCUGCCCAUUCAUACUCCGCUGAUGCCCAGUCAGAGUAUUGAGAUCUCUUUGCCUAUCAAUACCAUCGGGCCAGUCAUGAAGAUGGACCCUCUCAAUAAUCUGCAGGUGGCUGUGAAGAACAGCAUCGAUGUCUUCUACUUCAGCGUACUCAUCCCUCUCAACAUAUUCUUUGUUGAGGAUGGAAAAAUGGAGCGACAGGUGUUCCUGGCUACCUGGAAAGACAUCCCCAAUGAGAAUGAGCUCCAGUACCAGAUAAAGGAGUGCCACCUAAAUGCAGACACAGUAUCGGGCAAGCUGCAAAAUAACAACAUCUACACCAUUGCCAAGAGAAACGUAGAAGGCCAGGAUAUGCUCUACCAGUCCCUCAAGCUAACCAACGGCAUCUGGAUCUUGGCUGAGCUCCGCAUUCAGCCAGGCAACCCCAACUACACGCUGUCUCUCAAGUGUCGGGCCCCGGAGGUUUCUCAAUACGUCUACCAGACAUACGACUCUGUGCUGAAGAACUGACCUGCUUUCCCACUCAGCAACUUGGCUUCAUCCUGACGACAAACUGCAGUGUUUUAUCAUUUUCUGCCAUCUGCAGCAACUGCCAAAACAAAGGAAUCCAAACAGUAAAUGACGGGUUUCUAAAUAAUUUGGAAUAUUUGUUUUUUUCCUCUGAAGACAAAUUUCAAUACAAAAGAAUAGUGUGUGUAUAUCAUACUGGAGUUAAAACGUUCAAACGCUGUUGAUGUUCUUUAUUUUGGCAGUUUGAAGCAGCAUUGGAUCCUGUUUCAACCCCCAUUUAAAUUUUUACCUCCCAGUGAGAACACGUCAACCAUUCCAUCCUUAACUUAGUGUCUUAAUGUUGUAAAGAUGUGGCUGAUGGUGAAACUGUCAAACGAGUGAAAAAAUAAUCUUCCUAGUUUCCAUUAAGCCAUUCUUUUGUACGGUGUGUGGCUCACACUCCUUUUGGUUGUCUUUUUUUUUUGUCUUGACUUUGCUUCAGUUGCACCUUCAGAAUAAUACCAGUGUUGAUUUGUUCCUUUUGCCAUUAACAUGUGUGAACCAACAAUGUGAUCAACGGAAGCUACUAACGUCUGUGCUACAGCAGGUUUGCCUCCCGGAGGUCAAAGCUUACAGUUACUUACAGAGACAUGCUAAAUUAACCAACGUUAUAUUGCGCAACAUACGUGUUCCUGUUCUUCCUGUCAUGACUUAAACACAGCUUCUUGUAUUUAAUUGGUGAUAGAAAUAUUACUGUUCCUCUAUAAGUAUAACGCCCAGUUUAGACCAAAGAUUGGCAGCGCAACAAAACCGGUUUAGAACGUUGCAGAAAAAAAGUGUCAGCGGUGUGAACUGGUUGGUCUGAGCUCGACUCAAGCUGGGUGAUGGUGUGACCUGCAGAUAGCUGGUCAAAUUGCUGAUGGCUGGUUUUAAAGCACAUCACCUGUUUCAACAGCCAGUCAGCUUGUAGUGAAGCUCACUGGUCAAGUCAAAAUGACUGCAGGAGGCGUGUUCACUUGCUGCAGCAGGUGCUCCAUCCCCAUCGAGCCCUCUGCGUCCUCACCGUGUGCCAGUGUCAGACGGUGGCGAUAAUUGGUGCUGUUUUUAAAAAUAUAUAUAUUACUGUGGCGUAUUGAUUAUGAAUACAGUCCAUCUGAUGCUGGUUUUGUUUCAUCACUGUAACCAGUAUCUCACUAUCACUAUCCCCAUUCAGAUUUUAA
This is a messenger RNA of Epinephelus lanceolatus (giant grouper), 4195 nucleotides long. It is a transcript of the gene ap2b1, whose product is annotated as adaptor related protein complex 2 subunit beta 1. Gene Ontology annotation, molecular function: clathrin binding. The record is from RefSeq and is a predicted model, not a curated record. Gene Ontology annotation, biological process: vesicle-mediated transport; intracellular protein transport. Gene Ontology annotation, cellular component: membrane coat; clathrin adaptor complex. Lineage: Eukaryota; Metazoa; Chordata; Actinopteri; Perciformes; Serranidae.